Molecule: messenger RNA, 715 nt
Organism: Zophobas morio
Lineage: Eukaryota; Metazoa; Arthropoda; Insecta; Coleoptera; Tenebrionidae
Product: fatty acid-binding protein-like
Exons: 5
Coding region: 180-584 (134 amino acids)
Biological process (GO): fatty acid transport
Cellular component (GO): nucleus; cytosol
Molecular function (GO): fatty acid binding
Source: RefSeq, a predicted model, not a curated record
CCGAACGGAAGUGUCAUCUUGCUCGACGUGCAUUUGUUGUUUUCAUUUGACACUUGUCAUUAAAUUGUAGUAAUCGCGUUGUUGCGUACGUCGUAGUAAACACGGCAAAAACAAAACAGCGUAACGUGUCAAGUGUGUUUAAUUUGACUAGUUAAACUCCUUAGUAGGAAGACCCAACAAUGGCUAAACUCAUUGGAACUUACACCCACGAAAGAAAUGAAAAUUUGGAACCAUACUACUCAGCUAUUGGCGUGCCGUAUGUCGCCCGCAAAAUGAUGUCAUUCACUAGCCCCAGACUUACAAUAAGUAACGAAGGGGAUGAAUGGACAAUUACUACAAGUACCACACUAAGAACAGUUUCAUCCAAAUUUAAACUGAAUGAAGAAUAUGAUGAAGAUAUGCCUAAGGGAGCAUUAAAGAGUACCACUACUGUUGAAGACGAAUCUACUCUGAAAACAGUUUCAGUUGGACCUAACGAUACAAAGAUAACACGCACGUACACGUGCACUGAUGAAGGAUGCGUUCUUACUCUACGGCACGAGGGAAGCGGAACUGAGGCAAAACGAUAUUUCAAGCGGGUGUAAGAAAUUUCAGGCAAUUCUCUCCUCCAAUUUAUGCAUUUUUUUAAUAUACGUAAUACUCUAUCUCUAUGUGGAAAAAUGAUUGUGCAAUAAAUGUAAUCAAUGUUUGAAAGCAUUAAAACUAAUCCUUACUA